Molecule: messenger RNA, 273 nt
Organism: Laccaria bicolor S238N-H82
Lineage: Eukaryota; Fungi; Basidiomycota; Agaricomycetes; Agaricales; Hydnangiaceae
Exons: 2
Coding region: 1-273 (90 amino acids)
Source: RefSeq, a predicted model, not a curated record
AUGCAAAACGGGGCUGGGAUGACUCUAAAUGAAACAGGUUCUCAAUUGCAACCCAUCCCAUCCAGCAUCCAAAGGCGACCCAUGCAUCGAGAGGGUGUUUGGCGGACGACGAUACGUCGUCUCAACGCCAUGGCAAGGUGGAAUGAUUCUGGAAGCAGGAGGGUGAUGUGGGACCGUUUUGCGGAACUCGAUACGUUGUUUUGGGGCCAGGAGGGGUUCAGGAUGUUGUGGAAGGGUCAGAAACACUUGCUACCACUCAGGGAGGGUGUUUAG